This is a messenger RNA of Adineta steineri, 1395 nucleotides long. The record is from the annotation of a GenBank genome assembly. Lineage: Eukaryota; Metazoa; Rotifera; Eurotatoria; Adinetida; Adinetidae.
AUGGCAAUGGCAAAUAACAAGACACAAUGUUUUACUUGUAAUAAAGAAAAAAUAACAUAUCCUUGUAAAGGAUGUUCAAAAGAAUUUUGUUUAAUGGAUUUAACAGAACACCAACGAAUAUUAAGUGAUGAACUAAAUCUUAUUACUAAUGAAUAUAAUGAAUUUAAACAAAGAAUUAAUGAACAAAAACAGAAUCCACAAAAUGAUUUAUUAAUCAAACAAAUUGAUGAAUGGGAAGCAAAUUCAAUUGAAAUAAUUCAACAAAAAGCACAACAAUGUAGAAAAAUUGCUAUGGGAUGUUUACCAACAUUCUUUAAUAAUAUUGAAAAGAAAUUUAAUGAUUUAUCUGAACAAAUAAUCCAUCAAAGAUUUUUAUUAAAGAAGAUUCACAAUCAUUUAUUAAUGAAAUUUCAAUUAUUUCACCAGGAGAAUAUUAAAAAAAAAUCAAAAUUUCGAUCGAGAUUAAUCCUUUUUUUUAUUAAAAUAUUUUGUUUUCAUCAUCUUCUAGAAUCAAACUUUAACAAAUGGAAACAAAAUGCCAUCGUUGUGGCUGGUGGAAAUGGACAAGGGCAACAUUUAAAUCAACUCUUUUUCCCUUAUGGAAUCUUUAUUGAUAAAAAGAAAAACAUUUUCAUUGCUGAUUAUGGAAAUAAUCGUAUUGUUGAAUGGAAAUGUAACGCAAAAGAAGGACAAAUCAUCGCAGGAGGAAACCAAAUAGAUCAAUUGUAUCGACCAACGGGUAUGAUUGUUGAUCAACAAAAUCAUUCCAUCAUCACUGCUCACUUCUGGGACAACAAAGUGAUUCGCUGGAUGAAUCAAAAUCAACAAAUUCUCAUUGACAACAUUGACUGUUCUCGCUUAACAAUGGAUAAAAAUGGAUUUCUUUAUGUUUCUGAUUGGGCGAGAAAUGAAGUGAGACGAUGGAAAAUGGAAGAAUACAACAAUGAAGGAGUUGUAGUGGCAGGUGGAAAUGGAAAAGGAAAUCAUCUCAAUCAGCUCAAUGAUCCUACCUGUAUCUUUGUUGAUGAAGAUCAAUCUGUUUAUAUAUCAGAUCACGACAAUAAUCGUGUAAUGAAAUGGAGAAAAGAUGCAAAAGAAGGAACUAUUGUCGCUGGAGGAAAUGGUCAAGGUAGAAAUCUUAAUCAAUUGCAUUAUCCAGAAGGACUAUUUGUUGAUGAUUUGGGUCAAAUCUAUGUAGCAGAUUGUUGGAAUCAUCGAGUAAUGCGUUGGUGUGAAGGAAAAGAAGACGGUGAAAUUGUUGUUGGUGGAAAUAGUCGAGGAAAUCAAUUGAAUCAAUUGAAUCAUCCCAGUGGUUUAUAUUUUGAUGACGAAAGAAAUCUUUAUGUUGCUGAUCGUGACAAUCAUCGAAUUCAAAAAUUUGAAAUAGUUUUGUAA